AGGGUAAAUAUUAUAUGUAGCACUUAGGGCUAUAUAUAAGCCUUAAAUACAUUUCUUUAAGUGGAAACAGUUUUAAGAAUUCAAGACACAUUUUCACAUCAACUGCGAUAAUAAAUGCUUAAUUUCAAUAUUUUGUUUCCAUUUUAACCACUUUAUACAUAGAUUUUCCAUAUAUUAAUACAUAAAUAGUCUAAAUGAAAAUACAUUAAUCAACUACUCAACCAUCGUCCACCUAUCCCCUAAAAAAAAAAAAAAAAAAAAAAAACUACUCUACAGUCCAAUACUAGGGCUUUCUCAGUCAAAAACUCCACACAUUUUUCGUUUCUCUCUUCCUCUUCCUCUUCCUCUUCCUCUUCCUCGUGCUCGAAUUGCAGAAUCUCGUUCCAGGAUAUGAAGCUAAUUAUUCUAUCUUGUUGCUGCACAAAUUCGACUAGCAGAUACCUUUUCUAUUCAUUGAAAGCCAUAUCUUCUUUUCCCAGAAAGUUUAUUCUGUGAAUUUCAUACUGGUAACUAAGAGCAAAAGUCCUCACAGGAUAAGAUGGUGAUCCGGCCACCGGCCAGAGCUCCAAGGAUCACUGAGUUUCUGAAGCCAUAUGUGCUAAAAAUGCACUUCACAAACAAAUACGUUCACGCACAAGUCAUCCACUCUCCAACAGCCACAGUGGCUGCUUCUGCAAGCUCACAGGAAAAGGCCUUGAGAUCAAACAUGGGCAUUACAAGGGAUGUUGCUGCUGCUGCAAAAAUUGGAAAAAUUCUUGGUGAGCGCUUGCUAAUUAAGAACAUUCCUGCUGUUUCCAUUUUCUUGAAGAGAGAACAGAAGUAUCACGGUAAGAUCAAAGCUGUGGUUGAUUCUAUGAGAGAAGUUGGUGUGAAAUUACUUUAAGUUGGGGCAUCAAAACUUUAGUUACGGGUGAUCUAAAGUUACUAGAAGUUUAGCAUCAUGUUUCUAGCUGCUGUUUUACUUCUUUUUUUUUAUGUUGGAAAAGAACGUAUCUCAAUCCCCAUUAAUGAAGUCUAGGAAUUUGAUUCAAAGCAUGCUUCAUCUUUUUUGAUAUUGUGGGAGAGAAUUGAAAAGGUGGUGUAUCAGCCUAUGUGCUCUGAGUUGUCGAGUUUGAACUCUCUUGUGUGUUUCCUUUGUCGAAGUAUGAAUUUUUGAAACUUGUUGACUGAUCUUGGUAAA
Messenger RNA from Beta vulgaris subsp. vulgaris (sugar beet), 1180 nucleotides. RefSeq lists its product as hypothetical. Gene Ontology annotation, cellular component: ribosome. The transcript is spliced from 2 exons. Bases 539 to 883 code for a protein of 114 amino acids. Gene Ontology annotation, biological process: translation. The record is from RefSeq and is a predicted model, not a curated record. Lineage: Eukaryota; Viridiplantae; Streptophyta; Magnoliopsida; Caryophyllales; Amaranthaceae. Gene Ontology annotation, molecular function: structural constituent of ribosome; 5S rRNA binding.